Messenger RNA from Amaranthus tricolor (Joseph's coat), 2766 nucleotides. Its product is annotated as galactinol--sucrose galactosyltransferase-like. Gene Ontology annotation, molecular function: galactinol-sucrose galactosyltransferase activity. Bases 412 to 2766 code for a protein of 784 amino acids. The record is from RefSeq and is a predicted model, not a curated record. The transcript has 4 exons. NCBI's taxonomy places the organism in Eukaryota, Viridiplantae, Streptophyta, Magnoliopsida, Caryophyllales, Amaranthaceae.
AUUUUGCACACAAUUUUAGUAAUUUUUACUCCCUAUAUUUUUAUUUUUAAAUACUUCAAUAUUGUAAUCCAUUAUAUUUAAAUUCUUAAUCUCCCUGUCCUUUUACAAUAUUACGAACUAUCUAAGACGGAGUACACUUUAUAAUAAUAUAAUGAGAUACAGCAUACAAGGCAUAACUAGCAUUAUACCGCUACAUAGUCAAACCUCUAGAAACAUCUAUACCAAUAAGAUACACUUAUUUUAUUUGAGACAACCAAAAGUAAGAAGUGAGACCACCAUUUUGCAUGUUACCCAUUCUCUAUAUAAACUCUUGUAUUGUUAACAUAUGACUGUAUGAGCAUAUCACUCCUUUAAAAAAAUUAACCCAUUACCCCAAAAAGCACAACAAUUAGCUUUCCUUGAAACCCAAAAAUGGCUCCAAGCUUAACGAAAGGAGCUCUAGAUACCUUGGGCUUACUAGAUAAUGGUGCAAUUCCACCAUCAAUCACUCUUGAAGCAUCCACUUUUUUUGCUAAUGGCCACCCAUUUUUAACUCAAGUCCCUCCAAAUAUUACUACUAGUCUCUUGGACAAGCCACUUAAUAAUAAUCCUACUAAAACUACUAUUGUCACCCCAUCAAGUGGUUGCUUUCUUGGGUUCCACGUGAACAAACUGGAUAGUCACCACGUGGUACCUAUCGGUAAGCUCAAGAGAAUCCGGUUCAUGAGUAUCUUCCGGUUCAAAGUAUGGUGGACUACUCUUUGGACCGGGGAUAGUGGCAAUGAUGUUGAAUAUGAGACUCAAAUGAUGAUGUUAGAGAACAAUGAAUUGGGCCGUCCAUAUGUUUUGCUUGUCCCAAUCCUUGAAGGGUCGUUCCGAGCAUCCCUUCAGCGUGGAACGGCCCAAAAUGACGAUGUAUGCCUCUGCAUGGAAAGCGGGUCGACCCAAGUAAUUGGGUCGAGCUUUAAAUCUUGCCUCUACAUGCAAGUUGGAUCCGAUCCAUAUGAUUUGGUGUUGGAUGCUUUUCGGGUCAUUCAGCACCAUAUGGGUACUUUUAAACUCUUGGAGGAGAAGAAUCCACCAGGUAUAGUGGAUAAGUUUGGUUGGUGUACUUGGGAUGCUUUUUACUUAAAAGUUAACCCGGAGGGCAUCCGGAAAGGUGUCAAACACCUAAACCAAGGCGGAUGCCCUCCAGGGUUAGUCUUAAUAGAUGAUGGGUGGCAGUCGAUUUCUCACGACUGCGACCCAAUAACCCAAGAGGGAAUGGAUUUGACCACACCAGGUGAACAAAUGCCAUGUAGGCUAGUUAAAUAUGGAGAAAAUUACAAAUUUAAGGACUAUGAGAGUCCUAAAGGGAAGGGGAUAGGGUUAGGGGCAUUUGUAAAGGACUUAAAAGAUGAAUUUAGGACAAUAGAACAUGUAUAUGUAUGGCAUGCUUUGAUGGGUUAUUGGGGUGGGAUAAGACCUAAUGUACCAAAUAUGCCCAAAUCUAGGGUCAUUACUCCAAAGUUGUCCAAGGGAUUGCAAAUGACUAUGGAAGAUUUGGCUGUGGAUAAGAUUGUUGAAAACGGUGUCGGUUUGAUUCAACCUGAUAAGGCAAAGGAGAUGUAUGAAGGCCUACAUUCCCACCUUGAAGCGGCAGGAAUUGAUGGUGUCAAGGUUGAUGUCAUCCAUUUGCUAGAAAUGAUGUCAGAAGAAUAUGGGGGCCGCGUGGAGUUAGCCAAAGCAUAUUACAAGGCACUCACCGCAUCAAUAAAGAAGCAUUUCAAAGGAAAUGGUGUUAUUGCAAGUAUGGAACAUUGUAACGAUUUUAUGUUACUUGGUACUCAAUCCAUAUGUCUUGGACGUGUUGGGGAUGAUUUUUGGUGCACUGAUCCAAAUGGAGACCCAAAUGGGACAUAUUGGCUACAAGGUCUUCACAUGGUGCAUUGUGCUUACAAUAGCUUAUGGAUGGGCAAUUUCAUCCACCCUGAUUGGGAUAUGUUCCAAUCUACUCAUCCUUGUGCCGAAUUUCACGCCGCCUCACGAGCCAUCUCCGGUGGUCCCAUAUACGUUAGUGAUUGUGUUGGACAACACAAUUUCGAGCUACUUAAGAGGUUGGUUUUGCCUGAUGGUUCAAUCUUAAGGUGUCAGCAUUAUGCUCUUCCUACAAGAGAUUGCUUAUUUGAGGAUCCUUUACAUGAUGGCAAAACAAUGCUCAAGAUUUGGAACCUUAACAAGUAUACAGGUGUAAUUGGAGCCUUCAAUUGCCAAGGAGGGGGAUGGUGUCCCCAAACGCGACGCAACAAAGCAGCAUCCGAAUUCUCACACGCGUUAAAAUGCUUGACAAACCCCAAAGAUGUUGAAUGGAACAAAGGAAAGAACCCGAUCUCCAUCAAAGGAGAAAAAUUAUUCGUGGUUUAUGCUUUUAAGGAAAAGUGGUUAAGACUCUUAAAACUCGAUGAGAACGUGGAACUAUCCUUGAAUGCCUUCGAUUUCGAGCUUUUAACGGUCUCUCCAUUAAAACUCCUAGGGAGAAAACUAAUCCAGUUUGCUCCCAUCGGACUAGUUAACAUGCUAAAUACUAGUGGUGCUAUUCAAUCUCUUGUAUUCCGAGAUGACGAAAACAUAGUAACUAUCGGAGUAAAAGGAUUUGGUGAAUUUAAGGUGUUCUCAUCAGAGAAACCAAAAUCGUGUCGUGUUGAUGGUAAGGAUGUUGAAUUUCUAUAUGAAGAUUGUAUGGUUAGUGUUCAAAUAACACCACAAGGUUCUUUAUCUAAAGAAUCUAUGCUUGAAUAUGAAUUUUAG